Messenger RNA from Pneumocystis jirovecii RU7, 300 nucleotides. RefSeq lists its product as uncharacterized. The record is from RefSeq and is a predicted model, not a curated record. NCBI's taxonomy places the organism in Eukaryota, Fungi, Ascomycota, Pneumocystomycetes, Pneumocystales, Pneumocystaceae. The transcript has 3 exons. Bases 1 to 300 code for a protein of 99 amino acids.
AUGGAUAGUCUAGAAGAAACAAAAUUACAACUAUAUACAUCAUUUUCAUCAGCAUCAUUAUUUAUUCAAAGCAGUACUUUGCGUCUUCAAUUUCUUUUGGAGACAACACAGCUUCCUUUUGAAAUAGUUGAUCUAGCAACAAACCCAAAAGCAAAAGAGCUUUGGUAUCGAUGCAAUGAAGGAAAAUCUCUUCCUGCAGUUGUAAAACAGGGGAAAAUUAUCGGUAAUAUUCAUGAUAUAGAAAAUGCAAAUGAGCUUGGCCAAUUAAAAGAAAUACUUGUGGAAAAAACAUUUUCGUAA